Messenger RNA from Bolinopsis microptera, 1339 nucleotides. RefSeq lists its product as uncharacterized. Gene Ontology annotation, cellular component: lysosome. Gene Ontology annotation, molecular function: cysteine-type endopeptidase activity. NCBI's taxonomy places the organism in Eukaryota, Metazoa, Ctenophora, Tentaculata, Lobata, Bolinopsidae. The record is from RefSeq and is a predicted model, not a curated record. The transcript is spliced from 9 exons. The coding region runs from base 90 to 1226 and encodes 378 amino acids.
GUCGGAGAGUAAUUCUCAUUCUCCGCUCUAUAAAUAUGGCAGCGCUUGUCCAGUUUUUACAUCGACUUUGAAAGUUUUUUCUCUUCGUGAUGAUGAUUUUCCUUUUGUUAGCAUCCGUGUGUGCAAUCUCAGCUGUUCCCAACCGAGGAGUGCUGGAGUCACCAGGUCUACUCAACGCCGAGUUCAAGAGGUUCUCAGCAGCACAAGGCAGGGACUAUGGUCCUGGAGAGAUAAGGUACAGACUCAGGGUUUUUAGGGACAACCUCAAGAAAAUAGUGGAGUGUAACGAGAGAGAUAGCAGUUAUAAUUGCGCUGAAAACAUGUUCACAGAUCUCUCAGACUCGGAGAGGUCUGCCUACACCGGUCUCCAGAAUGUAACAGACAACAACUUCUCCUCCGCUCCCCUUCUCUCCAGCAGUGUUGGAGCUCCUGCUGCUAAGGACUGGAGGGAUCAUAACGCUGUUACUGGAGUUAAAAACCAAGGACAGUGCGGAUCCUGCUGGACAUUCUCUGCUAUUGGAGCUAUUGAGGGAGCGUACUCUGUUGCCACAAGUGUACUGAAGGUGUUCAGUGAACAGGAGCUGCUGGACUGUACCUACGAGACCAUGUACCCAGGAUACGAUGGUUGUGGUGGAGGCUGGUACUACGACUCCUUCAACUAUGUGAAGGAGAGUGCCCGUCUGGCACGUGAAGCUAACUACCCGUACCGUGCUGAUGAUGGGGACUGUAAGAUGGGAGGUGUCACUAAUGAUCUGGGAACUGCCAGACUUACCAGCUACGUUCAGGUUGAUAAAGGUGAUGAUGCCCUAGCUGGUGCUCUAGCUAUCUCCCCUGUAUCAGUUGCUAUGCUCUCUAACGGAGAUUUCUACAGCUACAGCUCUGGUAUCUACACUGGAGUAGGUGAUUGUCAGUGUAACUGGUCUCCCAACCACGCUCUCACUGCUGUAGCGUACGGAACUAACUUCUUCGUUAUCAAGAACAGCUGGGGAAAAACAUGGGGUGACGGAGGUUUCAUUAAGAUCUCCCGAGGUCUGAGAAACAGUGUGUGUAGAGCAGGAGACUUUGCUUACUAUCCCAUCUUCUCUGCUGACGGUUCUGAACCUACCCUUCCUCCCACUGAUGCACCCGUCACUACUGAGGUUGGGCCUACUGAUGAUAACGAUGGAUGUCCCAGUGGAACAACAAGAUGUCCUGACGGCUCCUGCAAACAUGUCCACAUGUGCUAGACAAGUAAUGAACAAGAGUCUGACCAAGAUAACAAGAUCCUUGAUGUGAUGUGAGCUUGAUAGUAUCUACUUUGUGAUUAUUUGUUCAUAUUAUUAUUCUUGUUGCUGUAAAA